Epinephelus moara (kelp grouper) is the source of this 2442-nucleotide messenger RNA. RefSeq names its product grancalcin (gene gca). NCBI's taxonomy places the organism in Eukaryota, Metazoa, Chordata, Actinopteri, Perciformes, Serranidae. Gene Ontology annotation, molecular function: calcium ion binding. The record is from RefSeq and is a predicted model, not a curated record. The transcript has 8 exons. The coding region runs from base 128 to 886 and encodes 252 amino acids.
ACAACUUCCGGCAGCUCGGAUAUGAUGUAGCAACUGUUGAGGCGUAACUGAAGUUACAACCGUCCAGCACGGCGUCAAUCACACUUUACAGAUAUUAAACUUGUGACAGUUUGACUUGCUUGAUAAAAUGGCGUAUCCAGGAUACGGCGGGCCUCAGUAUGGGGGUCCUAUGCCAGGAAUGCCAGGUCAGGGGAUGCCGCCCAUGGGAGGUCCAAUGGGAGGCCCAAUGGGAGGCCCAAUGGGAGGCCCAAUGGGAGGCCCGAUGGGAGGUCCAAUGCCUGGGCAAAUGGGUGGGCCGAUGGGAGGCGCACCACCCCAGGGAGGAUAUGCCCCCUAUGGAGGAGGCUAUCCAGGCACAUUCGGCGCCGCACCCCCAGCUGCCAAUGAUCCAAUGUGGGGUUACUUCACAGCCAUAGCAGGCCAGGACGGUGAGGUCGAUGCGGAGGAGCUUCAGAGGUGUCUGACCCAGUCUGGUUUCUCUGGCAGCUACACACCAUUCAGCCUGGAGACGUGCAGGGUCAUGAUUGCAAUGCUGGAUAGGGACUUUACAGGUAAGAUGGGCUUCAAUGAGUUCAAGGAGCUGUUCACAGCUCUGAAUGGCUGGAAGCAGAACUUCAUGAUGUUCGACCAGGACAGGAGUGGGACCGUCGAACCUCACGAGAUGAGUCAGGCUGUCAACUCUAUGGGCUACCGCAUCAGUCCUCAGGCUCUGACCACAAUCAUCAAGCGCUACAACAAAGGAGGGAGAAUCUUCUUUGAUGACUACGUGGCCUGCUGUGUCAAACUGCGAGCUCUCACAGACAACUUCAGACGGAGAGAUACCAUGCAUCAGGGAUCGGUCAACUUCCAGUAUGAUGAUUUCAUCCUGUGCACAAUGGCCAUCUGAGCUCUGCUGUCUGUCCCACACCACGAGGUCAGUGCGCCUAUGGAACCAAUCAGUGGUGGAUUGUGGAUCACUGCCUCACAGGAACGCAAAGGGAGGCCAGUAUAUUAGACUGAGCGGCCGUGAGCCACAACAGGGAAGUACCCAUGGCUUUUAACGCUUGCUGUAAUGCUUUAGUCUUGUAUGUCACAAAGGGAUGUGCUGAAGAUCUAUUGGUUGUACACACACACACAUAUAUAUAUAUACACAGUAUAUUAGAGGGGAAUAUAUUACAUCUCAGUGUCUUUAAAGCCCUCGUGUAGAUUUCUGACCUCCAAAAUAAAAGCUGCAGACACUGCAGCACAGUAGUGCCAGAUAACACAUCAGAAAUAUACACAGAGGCUUUAAAGAAUUGAAAAUACAGAGUCUCAGUGGAACAAUAUAGAAUUACUCAAUCAGAUAACUUAAACUAGUUUGCAUAUUAUGCUUUGGCUUUCUCAUUUGGGAAUGAAAGUCCUAAAUGAGUGAACUGAUACUAUGAGGAUGUCCUUACCUGUGAGACACCUACUGUGCCAUUAUAACCUGUGAAUGUAUGGACUAAUAUAUUAAACACAUUUAUAUGUAACUUAGUAACAGCAGCAUCAUGAUUAAUGAUUUAAUGUUAGCAGCAUUUACACUGAACUUAAUACAGUUAGGUUUUUUUUUCUCAUUAUUUAUGGUAAUAUUUUUAUAGGUGCAUAUUAGCUUGGUGUUUGAAGGGAUAUUUUGCCCCAAAAUACACAUUUUUCCUCUCAUGUGUAGUGCUGUUUAUCAGUGUAGAUUUUGUGUGAGUUGCAGAGUGUUGGAGAUAACGGCCACGGAGAUGUCUGCCUUCUCUUCAAUAUAAUGGAACUAGAUGGGACUCAGUCAAAUCAACGCAACUCUACUUAAAGCACCACAAGCUGUUUUCUUUCUACUGAACUAGCUAGCUUAACUUAAUCUCAGCCACAAGUAGAUGCACGCUCCCCUCUGUAUGGUGAUACAGUUGGUGGGUUUAGUUCAGUACAAAGAAAAUAGCUCCUACAUGAAACUGCUCACAAGGUCUGUGGAUUAUCUUGAGUAACCAGGUCCUGAAUUCUGUAAAGAGACAUUAGUGAUGAGUUUUUCAAAGCACCACAAGCUGAGUGUCAUCCAUUAUAUUGGAGAGAAGGCAGACAUGUGUACAGCUGAUAUCUCCAACACUCUGCAACUCUCACUAAAACAAUCUAGACUGUUAAACAGCACUACAGGUAAGAGGAGAAAUAUCUAUUGAGGGGUGAACUGUUCCUUUAGCUUGAUAACAAGCCAGAGUGACUGUGAGCUGAUAUAAAUCCACACUGAUACCUGUUAUUAAUGAUAGUGAGAUAUAAAAAUAUUGUCCUAUAGCUACAGUAUGUUCAUAUGCCUGAAGUUUUGCAGUUGUAAACUUGUUUGUUUUGGAUGUUUUCGUACAAACACAGCCAUGUUUUGUAAACAAUGCAGUGAAAUCAACCUCGGCACACACCCACUGUUGUAGUAAAGACCACAUUUUGUUACUCACAUUAAACACUUUCUAAUCAUUA